Oppiella nova is the source of this 1238-nucleotide messenger RNA. NCBI's taxonomy places the organism in Eukaryota, Metazoa, Arthropoda, Arachnida, Sarcoptiformes, Oppiidae. The record is from the annotation of a GenBank genome assembly.
AUUGUAAUAAAGAGUGUCUAAUACUGUCUAAUACUGGAAACGACUACAACUUUGUCACAAUUGUGUGCAUUGUGUUGAAUACGAGUCGUAUUAUACGACAAUUAAAUGCCUAUAAAAGUAUGUAAUCAAGUGAUCAUUGAAUGGACAGUUUAGUGAUGAUUGGAUGCCAUCUAUGAGUGACACAUACAGUGAGUCUCAGCUGACAUUCAAAUGAGACAAUUGUUCACAAGUGAAGUGUAAACAAAACAAAAGACUUUUGUAGUGACUAUUGUUUUGAUAGUAUUUUUCCCUCCGUCGCAUUGUCUUUCAUUCAAGUGUCGUAUGAUUUGACGCAAUUUGGGACCAAUUGGUGACCUCCAGCCAAAUGAUUGGACACUAUUUGUCUCGUCUUAUUAUACUACUCUUCGGGACUUUAUUUCCCGCGUAUUCUUCGUAUAAAGCCGUCAAAAACAGAGACGUCAGGGAAUAUUCUCGAUGGAUGAUGUAUUGGAUUGUUUUCGCCAUCUUCUCAUUCGCUGAAGUAUUCACUGAUGUAUUCAUUGGAUUUUGGCUUCCCUUCUAUUAUGAGUUCAAAAUAGUGUUCAUUCUUUGGCUGAUGUCUCCCUAUGGCAACGGAUCCAAGAUUUUGUAUCUGCAUCUCGUUCACCCACAACUCAUAAGCCAUGAACAGAUACAAGCAAUUGUUUUGAAUCAAAUGCAACGAAAUACGACUGCAGUGGACGGACCACCCGUUCAUGCCAUUCAGACUCAGCAACUCUUAAGUCAACCCAAUUUUAUACAACAAUUUCUAUUCAUGAGAUCUCCUCCCAAACCGAAUGCCACUCAAUCCCCAGACAGUAUCCAAGCAGUCAACACAAGUUCGUCCGAAAGUGCGACUAUACCUUCAAAUCCAAUAUCUCAGCGAUGGUUCUCAGAAGAGGUGCUAAACAUCACUGAACUUAACGAUGAGUUCAAACCAUUGCCGUAUGCAUUGAGUCCACGAAUGCGCUCAGAGUCUGAAUCAAAUCUCGACGAUUGGGAACAAAUGGAUGUCAAUGAAGUGGACUCUAAACCACCUCAACAUCCGUCUAAAGGACGCAAGAAAACCAAAAGUAAGGCUUCCGUGAGUUGUGAGAAAGCCGUGCGACGGACGCCCAGAGCCGCCGCCCUUAAGGCCAGAGCCAAAUGCAAAGAAGAGGACAGUUUUCCAGAAGAGUAUUAACAUAACUGUAAGCUUAAAGUGAAUAUGGAUUUCAAGC